AUGCAGAAGCUGUUUUCCUGUAAAAUGGCUAAGUUUGCUGGGCGUCGAGGUGAGCCUUUUUUGAUCAAAAUGUCCGAGAAAGGAAUGUUUGUGGAGAAAGAUUUUAUUUAUUCGAGGGAUUUUCAAAAAGUUAUAAUUUUUUAAUUUAUUUCAAGCUGAUAACGAGAAAAGAUGGUUUUUUAAGUAAUUACGAAUGGUCAUGAGUCUCACAGAAAUUGAGCCAUGAGUUUUCAUUAUUUUUCGCUCAAAAUGGACCGAAUAGAACGAAAAAAUGUACAAAGGUGCGGCUCUGAAGUGGUCUGAUAAUGUGAGCAUGUUUGUGAUGGGUGCGAUUCGAGACACUUUGGUCAGGCUCACAAGGCCGCCGUGUGGGACUCCAACACUUGGCCGAUCUCGUUCUCUUCCGUUUCGAUGCUAGAUUUUUGUCUUUUAUUUCAUUUUUGCGCAAGUUCUGACAGUUAUCAGCGUUGGGAGCGAAUAAGAAGAUUUUUUCUGCUUGGGGAAGUAGCCUUUUUUGAAUUUCAAAGCUUUUAUCGUCAUUUUAUGACUCCUUUCCGUUUCUGCGUCAGAUUUUGGUCAAUUUAAUUUAAUUUUAUAUGUCUCUCAAAGUUUCGAGCAAUAAUGGAAGCAUUUUUUAUUUUUCGGCUAUUCUCCUUUGAAAGCUCAUCAUUAUUUUCAAAACAUGGACUAGGUUUCCUCUCCUGUUGGAGCUUCACAUAGCUCUCAUUCGACUUCCGAAACUUUUUAUAACCAUUUUCAGUUUGAGCGACAUUUUUUUUUUGAUUGAUUGGGUCGAAAUUUGCUAAAAAUCAGAAGUACAAAAAUAAAUCAAAGUUAUCAAAUAAGUUCAUAGAUUUCUUGAUGUCGUAGUUUUCCAGUUUUUCCAGCUGUGUUACAUAACUUUUCUUUUCUAUUUUUCAUUUUUUCAACAUAUUCAAGUUCAAAUAUGCUAAAAAUGAAGCGAUAGAAAAUGCAAAAACAGUUUCUCAAAGUGAAAAAGCUGUAUUUUGUUGAACACCUAUAGUUUUAUCAGUCCGUUUUUGUUAUAUCGGAGGAUUUUUCGGCUUUAUUUCGAAGCUGAACCCAAAUAUAUUUAGAUUCAUGUCAUCCGCCGCUAACAAUUGACAGUUUAUACUUCCGCAUAAGGGGAUAAACGCCCGCAAUAUUUGUUUGCUUAUAAAUUAUGACAGAUGCGACGUCUCUUCGGGGCUCAAUCUCAGAUUUUGAGAGCUUCUUUUUGCUUUUAUUUCUAAAUCAUCAACUUCAUUUUCACUUUUUAAAUGAAAUAAAGUUUUUCUCCUCUAGAAGAAUUGAAUAUUCGUGGUCUUAUAUAAGUCGCAUCUAGCAAAACCUGGUCUCAUCCACAAAUCAACCUGAAAAACCCCCUGGUUAGGUUUAAAAAAACCCUUUUCUUUAAAUACACCUUUUCUUUAGAUUUGAAAAAUUUUUUUCUUGCUCUUAAAUCUAUUGUAAAUACAAAAAAAUAUGAGUUUCUUACUAAACUAGAAAAAAAUUAAGAAAAAUUUCGAAAGUUUCCGUACGAACACGGGUCUGGUCUCUUCUUGAAAGAAAUUUCAAACAGUCGUAUUUUUUGUCUUUUUUUAGUUUUAGAACUUUUUUUGAAUCCAAAAUUUAUAAAAAUAUAUAACGGAGUCAGAUAAGUUCAAAAACCACUAGUUGGACUGGUCAAAAAAUUCUUACCUGAAAAAUUGUCUGUUUUCUUGUUCAGAACUUUCCGCUGAUUUCAAAAACAAUAGUUUCUUCGAUAAAUUUGCAAAAUGAACAAAGUUAUAACACUUUCAAGACCGAUAUAGUGACUAAGCCAAAAAGCCAUUUUUGAAAAAUGAAAAAUUUUAAUUUUAAUUUUUUAUGUUUUUCGAAAUUUCAAAGCUCAUUCUUAUUCACGUUUUUCCGCUUGCUAAGUCCAAAAUUUGGCUCUCAUUUGUCAUUUCGGAAAACUAACGCUGAUACAUCAUUUUUAGCCCCCCUCUUCAAGAUUAUCGUUUGUUUGAAAAUAAAUUUUUGAAAAAAUUGACAAGGCUCUCUCUGCCUGAGACGUUCUUCUUUCCCAAGGUGUUGUUAAGCCGAAAGCCGUUGUUUGAUUUGGUUGCACUUUCUGAGAGGCCACUGUUGAGGCUCUUGUAGCGUUUCUUCGCUCUCUUCACUUUUUCACCUUUAGCUUUUGUAUCGGUAUUUGUGUUCGUAAUUUUUGGCACGUUUUAAGUGUUCUGGAGUAUAUCUGGAAAAUAAUGACAAGCUGUUUUUUGUUAAAAGUAGGCUAUUCUGAACCUUACAACUAGUUUUGACAAGAUUUUUGUGUGAAUUUUUUUUUUUGAAAGUUUUUUUCUGGUUUUCUGGAUAAUUUCGAAAAUAUUGACAUUGCGAGUUUUGGUAUUGGAGCCCAGUCUGUUUUCGACCUUUUUGAAGGUUUCAAAACGUCAUUUGAACUGGUUUUCGCGAGUAUUUCGGUACUUGAGUUAGAAUUUAAGAGAAUUUCUCAAAAGUAUUGACGUUGCCAGCUUUUUUUUGUUUGAAAAUUGGAAUUUUGGAACUAGUCUCUAUUAUAAAUUCUGUUUGAGGAUUGUUCUCCGAGUAUCAAAAGGUAGAGGUUUCGAAAUAUGAUCCUUAUUGAUGUAUGAGUAUCCGGAGUUCCAGCCAUCUCCAUAUAUUUUCAAGGGCUUUUCGAAACGAAACAAAACAAGCACUUAUGCGGAUUCCAAGUGAAAAAAGAGAUUGUUUUACGUCUCUCAGAUUGUUUAAACAUAAGAAAAGGGUGCGCCACGAAGGAUGAGAUCAUUUUUCGAUUGGAAGAAACUUGUCCUCGAAUUUUAUUUCAUUGCGAAAGGCUCCGAAUUUUUUUCUCAUGAUUUUUGCAUCAAUCAGUUUUGAUAAGUGAUUUUUGAGCGGAUAAAAAGAUUUAGUUGUUCUUCGGACGUGGCGGCGAUUAAAAAAGAGUAUUUUUUAACGGAAUAAUUAAUUUGCAACGACUUGAAACUUUCUGUUCGCAUUCGGAAUGGCUUAAUGCGUUGGUUUUGCAAGAAAGAGCUCAUUUUUUUGGUGACGCCGGCGCGCGUAAGCCGUUGAAUAGUCGGGUGCAAUGAGAAGUUGGAAAUUUAGCCAUUCCCAAUGCGAAAAACGCGUUUCGGCUUUAAUUUUAGAUAAAUAUAAAUAAGUUGACUAGGCUUUCUUCUUUCAAGCGACUUUCGAAAAGAAAAACCAAAAAUAUUUCUAUUUUUCACUUUUUUCGUUUCAAUUUGUUUUUGAAUUUCCAAUUAUUUCAAAAAAAUGUUUGAACAUGUAUUUUUUUUUUCUCUGCGCAAACUUUUUUUUCUGUCUCAAAACGAAGCGGCUCUGUUUUAUCUCGAGAGCUCUCACGGUAUUCUUUGCAAACGGUUACUUUUUGCUCGCGAAUUUUCCAUUUUUCUACUCCUAUGUUUAAACUUAUCCAGUGCAGUAACGCCAUAAGUUUUGAAACUUUUCGAAAAAAACUUUCUACGCUACUUGCAACAAUUUUUUUUCCAAAAAUGGAAAUUGGUCGUGAACAAGGGAGAAUGUAGAGAAAUCGGCCGCUUCCAAGUGGCGAAUAGUCUUAAAAAUGGAUCAAGAACUAUUUGUCUUUUUCUCUUUUGAUCUGAAUAUUUUUAACGCACGCAUUUAUGUCUUUUCUUCAGGCCUAAAUUUGGUUUUUUUUUUACUUUCAUUUUGUACCAAAAGAGCUAUAUUAUGCUGAUAACAGAUUUGAAAAGAAAACAGGAAUUUGAUCCGAAAAAAUGCAGAAGCGAUGUCCAACGAGCUGAUAAUGCUGAUCCCCGACGUGAUGGUCGACAACGGGAGCAGCGGACUUUCGCUGGACUCCAUCGGGACGAUUUCCUUGACUUCUGGCCGAUCCGUCUCUCAUCGACCUCCUUCGCCGAUUUCACCUUCUCGGUUCGUAGUCUUCUAACCUAUAGAUAAUAUAUCACACAUGGACAAAAUUUUAUAAUUUCAUAUUUAUUCACAGGCAAGAACUAAAAAGACAUGUACAAGAAUGGUUAAAAGGGGAAAAAAAAUAGAUAAAUAUGUAAUAAAAUCCGGAUUAAGUUUUGCCACCCUCAUUCUCGUCCGUUUUUUUUUUCCGCAGGACGUCUGGAGGCCAUAGAAGGGCAGACCAUUUUUAAACACCUUCGAGACCUCCUCCCGAGUUCCUAAAGUCGGUAUUAACUCCCGAAGUUCAAACUCAAUAUUACUUUUGUUAGCACAAACUUCCCUGGGCUUCAAACAUUUUAAUACGUUAUUUCUCAACAUUUUUUUAAAAUUCAGCUCCUUUUUUUGGACUAAUCGUGCUUUCAGUGGCCCACGUAUGUAACUGAAAAAAAUGGUACAAAGUUGUCGAUUGCGAACUAACCGCUUCAAUUACGGACGUUGAUGUGAUUAAAAGUCAUUAUUUUUCAUAGUUUGUUCAAUCACUUGCCUUGUUUCUUGUCUGAUUUACAUAGAGGUGAGUCAAAAAAAGAAGGUGAGGACCUUAAAAUGGCUUUGAGUCAUGAAUAUUUUCGCUUUCUUUCACUAACUGACUGAACUAUUAAUGUUAUCAAGAAAGCGCUGAACAGUUUGCUCCACAGAAAACAUUACAAACUAGAAAAUUGUUUACUGAAGUAAUUUAAUGAAUUUGCUGAGAAAAAAUGCCGGAAACUUAACCCUAGAACUCAGAAAAAAAGAAAGAAUAAAUUCUUCAACCUUUGGUUUCAAAUUUUGAAUAGUUAGUUGAAGGUUAGAUUUCGGAACACAUGACGAUGGGUCGAUCCCUUUUAGCUGAUUUUUUUUUCUUUUUAUUAGUAGCUGCAGGAGCAGUGUUGCCAUUCACUUUGAACACAAAGCGAAAAAUAUCGAAAAAACUAUUUGAAAAGUGGAGAGGCGCGAGAGAAUAGAAAAACUUUUGGUUAGAAGGGUAUUAUUUUAAAAUGUUCUGUAAAAAAAAGUUCCAGAAACGAUUUAUAGUCAUUGUACCUAUCUGAAAAGCUGUUUAGAGUUCUGCGAAAAAGACACUUCGGGAACACCCGCGUUGUUUUCCGUGGUGUCUCUUUUUUUCCUUUUUUUUUUCAUUCCCCGAGGAGAAAUUUGCCCUUGGAGCGUCCAAUUCGCUCUCGUUGCUGGAACACGACCGAGACGGAGAAUUUGCGUCCCGGAUUAAGUUUUGCCACCCUGAUUGUCGUCCGUUUUUUGUUUCCGGUGGACGCCUGGAAGCCGUAGAUGGGCAGACUAUUUUCAAAAGCCGCCAACAUUUUCUGCCGAGUCUUCCUAAAUUAAAAACAGUACUAUCUCCCGAAAUUGAAACUCGAUUUUUUUUUCUAACACACUGCCGAGCAUAAAACUUACUUUGAUGCCUAAUUCUCCAAAAUUUAAUAAAAAUCCACCCCUCCUUCCCUACCAACUGAAUUCUGUUUUAUUUCUGAAAACGUUGCGUUUUUAAAAACCAAGUUCUUUUAUACAACUGUUAUGAGCCUGCGGGAGUGUGCGAAAUUCCUCGAAAAUAAUUUCAGAACGCACAUUUCCUCUGAGUAAGUAGAACAUUUUUCAAAAAGUCGAACUUUCUUUCAUUUUUUUCGAAUUUUUAACUAGGAAGGAAUAAUCAAAGUGUGGUUGUUAUGAAAGAAGUAAAAAUCUACAGAGAAAAAAAAAAUAAAUAUGACGAUAACUGUUUUUACGGCGUUUUUCUUCCCUUUUGUCGGUACCUUUUUUUAUUGCGCCAUUGUCUUGGUAUUCAAUAUGCAGCUGUGUUCAGCUUGUUUCUGUACGAUUUUCUUUCUUUUUGAGUUUCUUCACAAAAAAUUGCUAGUUUAUCAUCUUGGAAAUAAUAUUCAUAAAAAUAUAAAUCUUUGUCCCACGCUCAUUUUUUAAUAGAUCGGAAUUGACUAUAGACAAGUUUGUACUUCUGAGCUGUUUGAGAAAGAAGUCAGAGUCAUUGUGAGUGCUUUUGAAAGCUGUCCGGUACCCACUGCCGAGUCAUGUCCUGAAUUUGGUUUGACCGAGUUAUUGUUCUGAAUUUGGUUGAUUUCAGACUUUCUUCUAAAAAGAUUGAGUGUUCUACUUUUUUCAGAUUAUUUUUUUCAGUUUUUUAGUUGUAAAUUUAAUUAUGGCAAUAAUAAGAGCGGUAGUCAAUGGUUACGGGGCUCUUUUUCAUUUUUAUGUUCUGAAAUUUUCUCUAGACCCUGUGAAAGUAUCUGUUUCAUUUUUUGAUGGUUCAAAUGUCGAAUAUCGAUAUAAGCAGCUAGGGUAACUGAAGAUUCAACUAUCCGAAGAUUUUUUGUUUAUUUUUUGAAGUAGACGGCUUUUUUUUCUGUUAACUUUCUGAAGGAAAGGAAAAUUUUGACUCUAAUAAAAAAAAAGGAGCUUUUGAUUUCUGUUCUUUCAUCAUUCUGAGCUUCUAUUUUCCUGUAAAAUUAACUCUUUUGCUGAUAAAAAAGGAAUGCGGUGAUAUUUGAUAAGGGAGUUGUUAGCCGAGGCGUUCCUUAGUGAUUCAUUUUGGUUUUUUUGUGCAAUCGAUUUGAAGUUAUCUACUGACUAGACUGCUGAUUUUGGAUAGGAAUGCUGGUAGUUUCGAAGAGGUUCGUGUAUGAUUUUUGAAUUUUUCAUGAAUGAAAAAUGAGUAAUCUUCCACUUAAAGUCUUGAGAAUUUGGUUUUUUUCGAUUCCAAGUCUGAUAGAUUUGUAUUCCAUCAAAAUGUUUUUAUUCUAACUCCUAGUUUUUCACCGAAUUUUUUUCCCUUGUGAAUUCCCAAUUUCUGUUGAUAACAAAGGUGUAAAUUUUUUCAUUAUAUGAUAUUCAAUUUUUGAGAAAAUUUCGCUUUUUAGUCCAGGCUUUUUUGCUUGAGGCCUUGCUAAGGCAAGGUCGGGCUUAGAAAAUGGCCGGGGCGGAUGAGUAACGGGCCAGCCCGCGCCCGAGCCUGCUGAAGAUUUAAAUGAGCUCCUUCAUAGUAACAACUUUUAGUUUUCGCCUAAAUCAUUUUUUAAAUUCGAUAAUUCAGAGUUAAGAUCUAUAUUUUGAAAUUUUUAAAAUCGCAUAUCAAAAAACUGGAAGUUUGCGCAGGUAGCGGCCAUGAGGGGUCUUGAUCUAGGCCUUCUGUGAGUGUUUGAGCGAAUUUUCAGAAAGUUGAAACCGCAAAAUAAAAUGACAUCGCUUGUUGAAAGCUUUUCUCACUCGUCUUUAUCAUGUAUUGUUCAGUUGUUUCAAUUAAUUCAUUUUCAGGUUUAAAGGCCAGCGAGUGCCACUUGGAGGAAGAGAAAACGACGUUCUCUACAUGGACGAGGACCACAUCAUCAAGGCCUUGGAACAUUUCGGUGCGUCUCUUUUUUUCCAUAUUUCUUAUUUUUUUAAUAAUUUUAGGCAGUUUUAAUUUCGAAAAGAAGAUGAAAUGGAAAAAAAGCUAAAAAAAAAGAUUGGGGAAGAAAGAAAAAAAGUUCAUUGAUAGUCUAAAAAAUAACUAGCCGUCUUGGGAAUUCCAAAUUGAAAAUGUCUCUGUGAUCUUAAAAUCAGUAAGUUGAGGAGAAUCAUAACGUAAGUAGUCUCUUUUCUGGAUGGGGAUUGAACUCAUGACCUCGUGACUGUUAGCCGAGAACGCAACCAACUGAGCCAUGGGCUUUGUUCUUCAAGUUGUCUGCAAAUGACAACUCUGCUGGACAUUUACCUGAUCAAAUUAUGUCUUUUUUGGAGGUUACCCAUGGGAUUGAACUCAUGACCUUUUGAGCAAUAUCAUAUCAUGCAACCGACUCAGCCAUGGAAGUUCAAAAAAGAACUUCAUCCUGCGGUAAAUUACUAUGAUAAGUUUGCGGAGCUUCUACAGCUAAACCAGCAGCGGUACCGAACUUUUGACCUUUUUAUCAGUAGACCAAAAAGCAACCGACUGAGCUAUGUUUUUGCUUUUAUAACUUACCUAAACAAUUUUAACUUAUUUUUCUUGCUUUUAUUUGGGGUUUUCCCCUAUUUCACUGUGUAGUGUUCAUAUGAAAGUCCUUGUUGAGUUUUAAAGGAGUAUAGACGAGUUUGGAAAAAGGUUACGAAGCGAAGAGCUGUUUUCAGGGUUUGAGAGACUUUUUCAAAUAGCCAUUCAGAUUCUUGGACAGGAUCGUCAAAUAGAAGACGUGAAAAGGAGAUGGGCAAUCAUCCGUGA
This is a messenger RNA of Caenorhabditis auriculariae, 8146 nucleotides long. The record is from the annotation of a GenBank genome assembly. Lineage: Eukaryota; Metazoa; Nematoda; Chromadorea; Rhabditida; Rhabditidae.